UGGAUCUUGCAAAUUAGUACAUUAUCCCCUAUCCCGCAUUUAUCCACCAGAUCUGUCCCCCAUUAGGUGGCGCUGCCGUCGUCCAUUGAUUUCACUAGUUUGGAGGGGUGGGGGCCCAUUAUUUGGUGCCAUGUGAGGUGGGGGACAAAUUUUGGGGAUUUCUUUCGUCGACGAGUAGCAUUUUCGAGUGAGAUGUUGAGUUUCAUGGGCAUCCUGAGAAGGGGACCUCUUGCAUCCCACCCUGAGAUUUUGAUGAGAGAGUUGAAGUGAAAAUGCACUGGAGAAAGAAAUGAGGAUCCAAAUCACAUGCCAUUUCUUUGAUUCUAGUAAAGUUGAAAAUGCCUUACAUUCGGAAUUGGGAAAUAUAGAUUUAGGCUUAGAGAUGGGUGUGUAUAAGCGAAAUAGUAGAGAGAAUUUCUCUUCUUUUUCCUACUUUUGUUUUAGGAAUGCAUGCAACUUGCUUGUUGAAAUACCAAGCAGAAUUCUCACUUCUUUUUUGGUUGUUGAGAACUGGUGGAUUAGGCAGUUUGCACAGGUUGCACUGAAGACUCUGUACUUGGGAAUUGCAAUUGCCGUUGCGACAUUCAUGCAGAUGUCUUGCUGGAUUGUUACUGGAGAGAGACAAGCAAGAAGAAUCAGGGUUGCAUAUCUACAAUCUGUACUGAAACAAGAUAUUACAUUCUUUGACAAGAAAUCCACAACUGCCGAAGUCAUUGUUAGUUUAACUUGUGACACCGUACUUGUUCAGGAUGCCAUUGGUGAAAAGGUUGGAAAAUUCAUACAACUCACAACAACCUUUUUUGCUGCAUUUACUGUUGCAUUUAGCAAAGGUUGGUCUCUCUCCCUUCUGGUGCUAUCAUGCAUUCCACCCCUAGCACUUACUGGCAUCUUAGUGUCAAAAUAUGUAUCAAAAGUUUCGCACGGAGGGCAAGCAGCAAACACCGAGGCUGCAGAAGUUGUGGCACAAACAAUGGGAGCUAUUCGAACGGUAGCAUCCUUUACAGGAGAAAAGGAGGCAAUAGAAAAAUACAACAAAAUACUACCAAAAACAUACAUAUUCAUGACCAGACAAGCACUUGCUUCUGGCAUAGGAUUUGGCGUAGCGAUAUCAGUCAUGUACAGUUUUGAAGGACUUGCAAUGUGGUACGGCUCUAGGUUGAUUCUUGAUAAAGGCUUCAAUGGCGGGAAUAUCACCAGCAUUAUAUUCAAUCUCGCAAUUGGUGGAAUUGCACUAGGCCAAGCGUUUCCAUGUCUGAGUAUAUUUAUAGCCGGAAAAGCUGCGAGUGAUAAGAUGUUUAAAGUAAUCAACCGGAAACCUCUGAUCGAUAUCUCAGAGACGAAAGGACUUAUAUUGGAAAACAUCAAGGGUGAUAUAAAUUUGAAAGAAAUCUACUUCAGUUACCCGACAAGGCCCGAUGUGCAAGUACUAUCAGGUUUCUCAUUAUGCGUUCCGAGUGGAAGCACCGCAGCUUUAGUUGGACAGAGUGGAAGUGGAAAAUCUACAGUACUUAGUUUGGUAGAGAGAUUUUAUGAUCCCCAAGCUGGUGAAGUACUUAUAGAUGGUGUUAAUCUGAAGGAAUUACAACUUAAGUGGGUUAGGGAGAAUGUUAUAGGACUAGUAAGCCAAGAACCAACAUUGUUCGCAACUACCAUAAAAGAGAACAUUAUCUACGGAAAGGAAAAAGCAACCGAAGAAGAAAUAAAGCGGGCAGUCACACUUGCCAAUGCUGCAAAUUUCAUUGAUAAGUUGCCUAUGGGACUUGAAACAAUGAUAAGUGGAACUAAGCUAUCUGGAGGUCAAAAACAGAGGAUUGCAAUUGCAAGAGCCAUCUUGAAGAACCCAAAGAUCCUACUUCUUGAUGAAGCCACGAGCGCCUUGGAUGUCAAAUCAGAGCAAAUAGUGAAAGAUGCUUUAGAACGUGUUAUUUUGAAUCGAACAACCAUCAUUGUCGCCCAUCGGCUAACUACCAUUAAGGAUGCCAAAAUCAUAAAUGUGGUACAUCAAGGAAAAAUAGUGGAGCAAGGAAGUCAUGCAGAACUAAUCAUGGAUUUAAAUGGAGCCUACUCCCAGUUAAUCCGUCUACAAGAAGCUACUGCAAGUGAUGAGUAUACUCCACCUUUACACGAGAUUGGUAUCGAGACUUCAAUCUUUCACCAGGAAUCCAAUGAAUUAGACGAUAGUAAGAAAGAGGUAGUCGAUCAACACGACCAACUAGCGCAGCAUAAAGUAUCUUUUAGUCAAUUAGCUUACUUGAAUAAGCCAGAGGUGGUAAUUUUGUUCUUCGGAUUGUUUGCCGCAAUGAUAAAAGGUCUGAUGGCACCUACCUUAGGAUUCUUACUCUCGAGAAUAAUUAAGAUACUUUAUGAACCACCAGAUGAACUUCGCAGAGAUUCUAAGAUAUGGUCUUUCAUGUUUGUGGCACUAGGUUGCAUUGGUUUGAUUAUUAUACCUCUGCAACAUUACCUCAUAGGAAUUGCAGGUGGUAAACUAGUUCAACGGGUUAGAUCUAUGUGUUUCAGAAAAAUUGUGCACCAAGAAAUGAGUUGGUUCGAUGACCAUACAAAUUCAAGUGGGGCAAUAGAGUCAUGGUUAUCUACAGAUGCUUUAAGAGUUCAGAAUCUUGUUGGAGAUUCCUUGUCAUUAUGGGUUCAGAACAUAUCAACAAUCACAGCAGCAGUCAUUAUAGCACUGGUAUCUAAUUGGAAAUUUACGCUUGUGCUUAUUGCGUUGUUGCCAUUGUUUGCUUCAGAAGGAUAUGCACGUAUGAAGUUUAUACAAAGCUCACUGAAUGGGGAUGGAAAGGUGAAGUACGAAGAAGCAAAUCAAGUUGCAUUCGGUGCUGUGGGAGGCAUUCGAACUGUUGCAUCCUUUAAUGCAGAGGAGAAGGUUGCUAAACUCUAUAAUAGCAAAUGCACGAAUUCCAUGAAACAGGGAAACCAACGCGGAUUGAUAAGUGGUGUUGGCCUUGGCAUUGCUAUUUUUAUUAUCUAUCUUGGUGCUUCUAUUUGUUUUUAUGCCGGAGGCAAUUUUGUGAGAGACAAGAAGGCGACAUUUGAACAAAUCUUCAGGGUCAUCUUUGUUUUGUUCGUUUCAGUGGUGGAUAGUUCAGAAACAACUGCUAUGGCUCCUGAUUUCAACAAAGCUAGGGACUCUGCCGCUUCUAUUUUCAAAAUUCUGGAAAACAAACCUAAGAUUGAUUCAAGCAGUAAUACAGGUUUAACACUAGACAAUGUGGAAGGCACUAUUGAUUUCCUAAAUAUCAGCUUCAAAUACCCGUCACGUCCUAAUGUACAAAUAUUCAGAGAUUUCUGCUUGAACAUCCCAUCUGGAAAGAUUGUUGCACUUGUUGGAGAGAGUGGGUGUGGUAAAUCUACUGUGAUCAGCCUAUUACAAAGGUUUUAUGAUGUUGAUUCCGGGCGUAUAAUGUUAGACAGAGUGGACAUUCAAAAGUUCAAGAUUAAUUGGUUAAGACAACAAAUGGGAUUAGUAAGUCAAGAGCCUGUAUUAUUCAACGACACAAUCAAAGCUAAUGUUGCAUACGGGCAACAAGGGAUAGUGUCAGAAGAGGAAAUUUUACUAGCUACCAAAGCAUCCAAUGCACAUAACUUCAUAUCAGCAUUGCCCGAGGGAUAUAAUACUUAUGUUGGGGAGAAAGGUAUUCAAUUAUCAGGUGGGCAAAAACAACGCAUUGCUAUUGCAAGAGCAAUACUGAAAAAUCCUAAGAUUCUUUUACUUGACGAGGCUACAAGUGCAUUGGAUGCUGAAUCAGAACAUAUAGUACAAGAAGCAUUUGAAAGAGUAAUGAAAAACAGAACAACAAUUGUUGUCGCUCAUCGUUUAUCUAGCGUUAAAGGAGCAGAUGUAAUCGCUGUUGUGAAAAAUGGCGUGGUCGUUGAGCAAGGAAAACAUGAAGUACUUGUGAAUAAAAAAGAUGGAGUUUAUGCAUCCUUUCAUGACUUGAGUGCAUAAAUUUUAUACUAAUAACAGUAUAUCGAAAGAGGAAUCUUUUUAGCCAAAGUUACAAACCAAAAUUCAAUUUUAUUGUUAGUAUGUUGAAAUUAUAAUUUGUAAGAAAAUAUCAAUCCAAAAUAAUGUGAAGUAUUUCUAGUUUUCAUUUUGCAGUAACCUGUACUUGUAAUAUUAUUUUUGUUCUUCAA
Messenger RNA from Papaver somniferum (opium poppy), 4158 nucleotides. RefSeq names its product ABC transporter B family member 9-like. Gene Ontology annotation, biological process: transmembrane transport. The record is from RefSeq and is a predicted model, not a curated record. NCBI's taxonomy places the organism in Eukaryota, Viridiplantae, Streptophyta, Magnoliopsida, Ranunculales, Papaveraceae. The coding region runs from base 290 to 3970 and encodes 1226 amino acids. Gene Ontology annotation, molecular function: ABC-type transporter activity; ATP hydrolysis activity; ATP binding. Gene Ontology annotation, cellular component: membrane. The transcript is spliced from 11 exons.